ACAUAUUGGGUGCAUGGAUUGCGCACAUUUUUUCUGCAACGCAUAAGAAACAGUUCCCGCCCUCGCUCGUCUCGCUUCCUCAAGACUCUCUCAUUGGUUUCUCCCGGUUAAUCUCGCACCCACUUGUUUCUACGCCCAAAAGAUUUUCAUUCCUCCACGAGUUUUUCGCCAUGGCUUCGUUGAAUCGAUGCAUUUUUCUGAAUAAGACGCCCAUUUCCAGUUCUUGUAGUCCUCUAUCUCUGAAACGGCACUCGGAAUCGUUGAAGCUUUCUUCUGUGAGAUCAGAAAGAAACGACAGGGUUUUGAUGGAGAGCUCAUUGAAGGAUUCGGUUCUUGAGUUGGACCCCGUUUCCGCCGUUAACGAUGGGAUUCUUGACCUCUACGGCGAGGUCAUGGCCAUGGAGGAUCAGGGGGUCACUCCCUGGACCGUCUCUGUUGCUAGUGGAUAUAAUUUACUGCGAAACCCACAUCACAAUAAGGGUUUAGCCUUCACGGAUAAAGAAAGAGAUACUCACUACUUGCGUGGUCUUUUGCCUCCUACUGUCAUUUCUCAAGAUCUUCAGGUGAAAAAGUUUUUGUACAGGAUACGGCAGUAUCAAGUUCCUCUGCAGAAAUACAUGGCCAUGAUGGAUCUUCAGGAAAGCAAUGAAAAGUUGUUCUAUAAGCUUCUGAUUGAGCAUGUUGAGGAGUUGCUUCCGGUGGUUUAUACUCCAACUGUAGGAGAAGCAUGCCAGAAAUAUGGAAGCAUCUUCAGGCGGCCACAGGGUCUUUAUAUUAGUUUGAGGGAGAAAGGGAAGAUCUUAGAGGUUUUGCGAAACUGGCCUGAGAUGGGUAUUCAAGUCAUUGUUGUUACUGAUGGUGAACGGAUCCUUGGAUUGGGUGAUCUUGGCUGCCAGGGCAUGGGGAUUCCAGUUGGAAAGCUUUCCCUCUAUAGUGCUCUUGGCGGUGUUCGUCCUUCUGCAUGCUUGCCUGUGACGAUCGACGUCGGGACGAACAAUGACAAGCUGUUGAAUGAUGAGUUCUACAUUGGGCUCAGGCAAAAGAGGGCUACUGGUCAGGAAUACAAGGAGCUUGUGCACGAAUUCAUGGCUGCAGUCAAACAGAAUUAUGGAGAGAAAAUUCUCAUUCAGUUUGAAGAUUUCGCUAACCACAAUGCCUUCGAUCUGUUAGAAAAAUAUGGCAAGACUCACCUUGUUUUUAACGAUGAUAUUCAGGGGACAGCAUCCGUGGUCCUUGCAGGGCUUGUUGCAGCUCUGAAUCUAGUUGGUGGAACAUUGGCUGACCAUAAAUUCCUAUUUCUUGGCGCUGGAGAGGCUGGCACAGGGAUUGCAGAACUCAUUGCUUUAGAGAUGUUCAAAAAGACGAAUACCCCUUUGGAAGAUGCUCGCAAGAAAAUCUGGCUGGUCGAUUCGAAGGGUCUCAUUGUUAGUUCUCGCAAGGAGUCACUCCAACACUUCAAGAAACCUUGGGCACACGAGCACCAACCAAUUCAAGAUCUUGUUGAUGCUGUGAAGGAUAUCAAACCAACAGUGUUGAUUGGGACAUCAGGCGUGGGAAGGACAUUCACUAAAGACGUCGUGGAGGCGAUGGCCGCCAUUAACAAGAAACCAAUUAUUCUUGCUCUUUCAAACCCCACUUCUCAGUCUGAAUGCACUGCUGAAGAGGCGUAUACAUGGACUGAGGGCCGUGCCAUUUUUGCUAGCGGCAGUCCAUUUGACCCUGUUGAAUACAACGGAAAUGUCUUUGUACCUGGACAGGCAAAUAAUGCUUAUAUUUUUCCUGGCUUUGGUCUUGGAUUGAUCAUGUCCGGUACCAUCCGUGUUCGUGAUGACAUGCUCCUAGCAGCCUCGGAAGCUCUUGCUGCACAGGUUACACAAGAGAACUUGGGCAAGGGACUCAUAUUCCCUCCAUUCAGCAACAUCAGAAAGAUUUCAGCAAAUAUUGCAGCAAAAGUAGCUGCAAAGGCUUAUGAACUUGGUUUGGCCGGUCGCCUUCCUCAACCAAAGGACUUGGUGAAGCAUGCCGAGAGCUGUAUGUACACUCCUUCUUACCCAAACUAUCGGUGAAGCUGCCAAGGUUUCCCCAGUUUUGCCUCCCUUUUUUUUGUCAAUCAUUUGUGUUCUUCCCACCAACUUCUGUCGUCCUGUAAGUUUUGAUGGGAUGAGAAGCAUGUGUAUACAUAUGGUCCGUAAAACUUCAUACAUCUUACCCAACAAAGGACUUUAAUUCUUUCA
This is a messenger RNA of Cucurbita maxima (winter squash), 2234 nucleotides long. Its product is annotated as NADP-dependent malic enzyme-like. Gene Ontology annotation, molecular function: malate dehydrogenase (decarboxylating) (NAD+) activity; malate dehydrogenase (decarboxylating) (NADP+) activity; NAD binding. The record is from RefSeq and is a predicted model, not a curated record. NCBI's taxonomy places the organism in Eukaryota, Viridiplantae, Streptophyta, Magnoliopsida, Cucurbitales, Cucurbitaceae. Gene Ontology annotation, cellular component: chloroplast. The transcript has 19 exons. Bases 171 to 2066 code for a protein of 631 amino acids. Gene Ontology annotation, biological process: pyruvate metabolic process; malate metabolic process.